Messenger RNA from Tachyglossus aculeatus (Australian echidna), 1403 nucleotides. Its product is annotated as elongation factor 1-alpha-like. Gene Ontology annotation, molecular function: GTPase activity; translation elongation factor activity; GTP binding. Gene Ontology annotation, biological process: translation; translational elongation. Bases 1 to 1386 code for a protein of 461 amino acids. The record is from RefSeq and is a predicted model, not a curated record. NCBI's taxonomy places the organism in Eukaryota, Metazoa, Chordata, Mammalia, Monotremata, Tachyglossidae. The transcript is spliced from 7 exons.
AUGGGGAAGGAGAAAACCCACAUCAACAUCGUGGUCAUCGGCCACGUGGACUCGGGCAAGUCCACCACCACCGGCCACCUCAUCUAUAAAUGCGGAGGCAUCGACAAGCGGACGAUCGAGAAGUUUGAGAAGGAGGCAGCCGAGAUGGGCAAAGGGUCCUUCAAGUACGCCUGGGUGCUGGACAAACUGAAAGCGGAGCGCGAGCGGGGCAUCACCAUUGACAUCUCCCUGUGGAAGUUCGAGACGGUCAAAUACUACAUCACCAUCAUAGACGCCCCCGGCCACCGGGACUUCAUCAAGAAUAUGAUCACCGGCACCUCCCAGGCGGACUGCGCCGUGCUGAUCGUGGCGGGCGGCGUGGGCGAGUUUGAAGCCGGCAUCUCGAAGAACGGGCAGACGCGGGAGCACGCCUUGUUGGCCUACACCUUGGGCGUGAAGCAGCUCAUCGUGGGCGUCAACAAGAUGGACUCCACCGAGCCCCCCUACAGCGCCCAGCGCUUCCAGGAGAUCACCAAGGAAGUGAGCGCCUACAUCAAGAAGGUCGGCUACAACCCCGCCGCCGUGGCCUUCGUGCCCAUCUCCGGCUGGCACGGGGACAACAUGCUGGAGGCCAGCGGCAAAAUGCCGUGGUUUAAGGGCUGGAAGAUCACCCGGAAAGAAGGGAACGCAGUGGGCACCACCCUCAUGGAAGCCCUGGACGCCAUCCUCCCGCCCUCCAGGCCCACGGACAAGCCGCUGCGACUCCCGCUGCAGGACGUCUACAAGAUCGGGGGCAUCGGCACGGUGCCCGUGGGCCGGGUGGAGACGGGCUUCCUGAAGCCGGGCAUGGUGGUGACCUUUGCCCCCUGCAAUGUGACCACGGAGGUGAAGUCGGUGGAGAUGCAUCACGAGGCCUUGGCGGAGGCGCUGCCCGGGGACAACGUGGGCUUCAACGUGAAGAACGUGUCGGUGAAGGACAUCCGCCGUGGGAACGUGGCCGGGGACAGCAGGAACGACCCCCCCAUGGAGGCGGCCAGCUUCACGGCCCAGGUGAUCAUCCUGAACCACCCGGGCCGCAUCGCCGCCGGCUACUCGCCCGUGCUGGACUGCCACACGGCCCACAUCGCCUGCAAAUUCGCCGAGCUCCGCGAGAAGAUCGACCGGCGGUCGGGCAAGAAGCUGGAGGACAACCCGCAGGCCCUCAAGUCCGGCGACGCCGCCAUCGUGCAGAUGAUCCCCGGGAAGCCCAUGUGCGUGGAGAGCUUCUCUCAGUACCCACCUUUAGGCCGCUUCGCCGUGCGCGACAUGAGGCAGACGGUGGCGGUGGGCGUCAUCAAGGCCGUGGAGAAGAAGGCCGCCACCGCGGGCAAAGUCACCAAGUCGGCCGUGAAGGCUAGCAAGAAGUGAGCGGGGCGACGUGGGCG